Molecule: messenger RNA, 1544 nt
Organism: Heteronotia binoei (common prickly gecko)
Lineage: Eukaryota; Metazoa; Chordata; Lepidosauria; Squamata; Gekkonidae
Product: nicotinamide riboside kinase 2-like
Exons: 7
Coding region: 183-785 (200 amino acids)
Cellular component (GO): cytoplasm
Source: RefSeq, a predicted model, not a curated record
AGAGGAGAGAGAAAGGGGAGAGGCCAUGACUGCUCUGGUAUAUAAAGGACAGCCGCGCACGCCUUUUUCCUGAAUGAAAUAGUUCAAGCAAAGCAAGAGGCAGAGUAGAAGAUCUUUGUUCUCUUGCUUUGCGCUCUUCCCAUUUUUAUUUCUGCAUUCCCACUCAAACAAGAAACAGGAAGAUGAAAUACAUCAUUGGAAUAGGAGGCGUGACCAAUGGUGGGAAAACCACUCUGACCAAUAGACUUAUCAAAGUACUUCCAAACUGUUGCGUUGUCCAUCAAGAUGACUUUUUCAAGCCACAAGAUCAAAUAGAAGUCGGGGAAGACGGCUUUAAGCAAUGGGAUGUUUUGGAGUCCUUGGAUAUGGAAGCCAUGGUGAGCACUGUUCACGCAUGGGUAGAGAAUCCCGUGAAAUUUGCCCGAUCUCAUGGAGUGAACGUUUCGCCCAGUGCGAAGGAGCCGAAUUCUGAUGAUAUCCACAUACUGAUUGUUGAGGGCUUCCUGCUUUACAACUACAGACCACUGAUCGACUUGUUUGACAAACGGUACUAUCUGGCAGUCCCAUAUGAUGAAUGCAAACAGAGACGGAGUACACGUAGAUACACAGUUCCUGACCCUCCUGGUCUCUUCGAUGGCCAUGUCUGGCCCAUGUAUCUGAAACACAGGAAGGAAAUGGAAGCCAGUGAAGUUGAUGUCGUUUAUCUGGAUGGUCUGAAGUCCAGAGAUGCUCUUUACACGCAAGUGUUUGAAGAGAUACAGAACAAGCUUCUAAAUGCUUCAUAGGUGAAUAUAUCUUGAUUAUGGUGUGUUUUCUCCCUUCCUGUAGAGCAACAACUGACUCUUAUAUAGACUUUAAAAAUAUUUGUGUGUGUGUGUGUGUAUGCAACUGGAAGUCAUGGUGACCUCUGGUGACUGACCCUACUGGGUGCCUGGAGGAUAUUCAGGGGGGUGGCUGGAUAAAACCUGCCCCUGCCUCCCGGCUGCUAGUAUUCCAGGGAGGUCUCCCUUCCAAGUACUUGCCAGAGUCGUCCCUAUUUAGCUUAUGAGAUCUGACAAGAUCGGGCUUGCCUGGGCUAUCCAGGGCUGAGUCUUAUACAGACGUUGAACAUUGAUUUUAUAUCCAGGGCUGAGUCUUAUACAGACGUUGAACAUUGAUUUUAUUUUUGUUUUUCAGGGUCUGUGGAAAAUCGGAGGAUCCUUGUACAGAUUUGAUGUAAAUACUGCAUUGGAUAUUAAUAGACAUGUGUAGGUUUAGACUUUCUGAUACUGUCCUUUGGAAAACAAAGCUUUUGUAUAUAAUUGAAAGUUAAGGUAACUUAUUGACAAUUUGGCCCUGGACAGGAUUUGUGUGUUUUUUAAAGAAACCUUUUAUAUUUCAUUGGUUCAAAUGUAUUCUCGAUAUGCAUUUUUUUAAAAUAAUGGAGCACUUAGAUUCAGUGUGUGAAAUGUCUAUUCUGUCUGUAUCUUUGUGUCAGUUGUAAGCCCCGCUGAAUUGCUUGUAUAACACUGUAUUGUACACUGAAUAAACAUAAUUUUAUGGUC